CGCAGGGUCAGUGAGACUUUUUUUCAUAACAUGUAUUACGCGAUCUGACCAAAAACGCUGCAAUUUACAUAUAUUUGUAUUUGUGCCUUUGCAUAAGCUCAUUUUUUAUAAAUGGUUUAUUCCUCCUGGACCAUUAUUUUAUAUAAUACGUGUAAUUUAAUAUUUAAAUGGACCUAUUUCCGCGCCUAACGUUGACAGGCAGUGCUUAGGUCUCUCCUAAACAUGGCCACCAUGAUGGAGUAAAUGCUUCAACUUUAAAUUUCACAUUUUCAGAAGAAAACUUAAUUUUCUGUAUUCUAACAGGAAUGUUCCAACGGAAGAAAUUAUGUCAAACAUAAUCCAUAUGAAAUAUUUGAAGAAAGUUUAUUGUUGGAUUUAAUACUGGUUUAAGUUGGCUGGAAGCUGGAAAGGAAAAAAAAGAAUUGCAUCAAUUCCGUAAGCGUUUUCUUUUCUCUCGAUAGUUUUAAAGCUUUAACAAACCUUUUGUGGGAAUUUACAAGUUGUGGAUAUAUCAUUAUUGCAAUAAUUUUACUGUGAAGAAUUCAAGAAACGAUUGGGAUGUAUAAUAUCAUUUUGAUGCGUUUUCCAGUGGAAAGUGAAUCUUGGUGGUCGAAAGGAGAGUAGUAACGUUAAUGUUAACUGGUUGACGUACUUUUAUAAGGCAAGAACCGAAGAAUACAUAAAGGAAUAUAUCAGUUCAUGUAUGGUUUUGAGGCGCCGAAAGUGCACCGGUCGUUUCCCCAUAUUUUUGAAUUGGUGGAAGAUCGAAUCAACGAUACCCCCCCACCCCACUUAUAAUAAACGAAAGUAUUACAUUUCUCAUAUGGCUUUAAAGGUCAUGAAGGAAAUUCAUCUACACUUCUAGGGUUUAAAAGAAUGUCAUCAGAGUAUAAGAGUCUGGAUCCCUCUGACCACGGACCGUCUCCUCCCCUGAGCAGCACUGGGGGGGGCUCCCCCUCAGACAGCCCCUCCCCUGCCUCCACAGACAGGCGCCCCCGUGGCCGGCCUCGUAAGGAUGCAGGCGCUCCCACGCGAGUACCCACACCUCAAAAGAAGGGUCGUAGCAGAGGCCAGUCCCAGGCUGAGGAUGAGGACAGCAUGGACGGGACGGAGACCACUGAAGCCCAGAACAUGCAGGAGAUGGAAGUUAAGGAGCUGGUCCUGGAUGUUGAGGAGGUCAUCGUGCCCCUGUUGUCCAGCCCUGUGCCCAGCCCUAGGGACGACAGACCCCUUUCUCCACUAUUCCAGCGCUCUGUGUCGGAGGACUCAGCAGGAUCCUCUGCCUCGGCCUUGGAGCACGCCAAAAUCCGUGAAAAGCUGUGUGCCUUCUGCUACAGUGGGGAGAAGAGUUUCCUGGGCCAGGGCGACCUGAUGGUGUUCGGCCCCACGCCCGGCUACGUGCCGCUGCACAUCCGCAACCGCCGCGGAAGCUCGGAGAAAGACGACGACUACCACGAGGACGACUUCCAAGAUGACGACCACGACACCAAGAGCCCGGGGCAGCGCGACGGCGGGAGGGGGCUUAAAAAGGUCAGCUCUCCGGACAGUGGUCUACACUCCUCCUCGGCACCCGGCAGCACGGACCCAUUCAGCGAGGAGCCGGCCCCCAAGUUCUGGGACGAGCUUGGUCAGAUCGGCCUCCCCGACGACAUCAACGUCCAGUCCCUGUUUGACCCCACAGGCCAGUGCUGUGCCCACCUGCACUGUGCCGCCUGGUCCGAGGGGGUAUGUCGCGGCGAGGCCCAGGACUCACUGCUCUAUGUGGACAAAGCCAUAGACUCUGGGAGCACAGAGUGCUGUGCAUACUGUAAGCGCCUUGGGGCAUCCAUCAAGUGCUGUGAGGAGGGCUGCUGCCGCUCGUACCAUUUCCCCUGCGCUGCCGCCGCCGGAACAUUCCAGGACCUGCGCCGACACACCCUCCUCUGCCCCGACCACCUCCAGCUGGCCUCACAAACAUCUAAAGAGGAGGUGAAGUGCUUGUUGUGUGAUAGUGCUGGGGACCUGCAGGACCAGCUCUUCUGUACCACGUGUGGGCAGCACUACCACGGGGCGUGUUUGGACGUGGGUGUUACCCCCCUGAAGAGGGCCGGCUGGCAGUGCCCCGAGUGCAAAGUCUGUUUGACCUGCAGGAACCCGGGAGAGGACAGCAAGAUGCUGGUGUGUGACAUGUGUGACAAAGGCUAUCACACCUUCUGUCUCCAGCCUGCCAUGGAAUCCAUCCCCACCAAUGGCUGGCGAUGCAAGAACUGUCGGGUGUGUUCUCAGUGUGGGGUCAGGCAGGCAGGCCACUGGGGCCACAACAUCACACUGUGUGAGAGUUGCCACACGCGACCGGAGGAGCCCGCCCCCGCUCUCUCGUGUCCGCUGUGUGGGAGGGGCCAGGGUCCCAGCGAUGUCCCCAAGGAUGACCACCUCAACUGCAAUACCUGCAAAAGGUGGCUUCAUGGGGAGUGUGAGAAGCAGGCAGGGGGCGACCUGGACCUUCACCCCCAGGCCGACUACGUCUGUACACAAAGGGACAUGGUGGAAACCCCGGCCAGCCCCAUCCAGGAACCCACAGAACCAGAACCAGAACCAACUAUGGAUGUCUUUAUGGCUGUGGUGGAGGUGGUGGUGCCGCUUUUGCAAGAGGCGUGCCCUAGCCCUCGGCUGGAGCAAGAGGCGUGCCCUGGCCCUCGGCUGGAGCAAGGGGCGUGCCCUAGCCCUCGGCUGGAGCAAGGGGCGUGCCCUGGCCCUCGGCGGGAGGAAGGGGCGUGCCCUAGCCCUCGGCGGGAGGAAGGGGCGUGCCCUAGCCCUCGGCGGGAGGAAGGGGCGUGCCCUAGCCCUCGGCGGGAGGAAGGGGCGUGCCCUAGCCCUCGGCGGGAGGAAGGGGCGUGCCCUAGCCCUCGGCGGGAGGAAGGAGCGUGCCCUAGCCCUCGGCGGGAGGAAGGGGCGUGCCCUGGCCCUCGGCUGGAGGAAGGAACGUGCCCUCUAAAGGAGGGAGAGGCGUGCCCUCUAAAGGAGGGAGAGGCGUCCCCUAGCCCUCGGCUGGAGCAAGGGGUGUGCCCUGGCCCUCGGCUGGAGCAAGGGGAGUGCCCUGGCCCUCGGCUGGAGCAAGGGGAGUGCCCUCUAAAGGAGGGAGAGGCGUGCCCUAGCCCUCGGCGGGAGGAAGGAGCGUUCCCUAGCCCUCGGCGGGAGGAAGGAGCGUUCCCUAGCCCUCGGCGGGAGGAAGGAGCGUGCCCUAGCCCUCGGCGGGAGGAAGGAGCGUGCCCUAGCCCUCGGAGGGAGGAAGGAGCGUGCCCUAGCCCUCGGAUGGAGGAAGGAACGUGCCCUCUAAAGGAGGGAGAGGCGUGCCCUAGCCCUCGGCGGGAGGAAGGGGCGUGCCCUAGCCCUCGGCGGGAGGAAGGGGCGUGCCCUAGCCCUCGGCGGGAGGAAGGGGCGUGCCCUAGCCCUCGGCGGGAGGAAGGGGCGUGCCCUAGCCCUCGGCGGGAGGAAGGGGCGUGCCCUAGCCCUCGGCGGGAGGAAGGGGCGUGCCCUAGCCCUCGGCGGGAGGAAGGGGCGUGCCCUAGCCCUCGGCGGGAGGAAGGGGCGUGCCCUAGCCCUCGGCGGGAGGAAGGGGCGUGCCCUAGCCCUCGGCGGGAGGAAGGGGCGUGCCCUAGCCCUCGGCGGGAGGAAGGGGCGUGCCCUAGCCCUCGGCGGGAGGAAGGGGCGUGCCCUAGCCCUCGGCGGGAGGAAGGGGCGUGCCCUAGCCCUCGGCGGGAGGAAGGGGCGUGCCCUAGCCCUCGGCGGGAGGAAGGGGCGUGCCCUAGCCCUCGGCGGGAGGAAGGGGCGUGCCCUAGCCCUCGGCGGGAGGAAGGGGCGUGCCCUAGCCCUCGGCGGGAGGAAGGGGCGUGCCCUAGCCCUCGGCGGGAGGAAGGGGCGUGCCCUAGCCCUCGGCGGGAGGAAGGGGCGUGCCCUAGCCCUCGGCGGGAGGAAGGGGCGUGCCCUAGCCCUCUAAAGGAGCAGGAGCCCAAAGAGUCUCUCUCAGGUGCUGAACCGGCGCAGGAGAUCCAGGUGACCGUUACCCUGACGGAGGGCCCGGAGUCUCCCCAGAGGUCUGGAACUCUAGUGGGCGUGUCACCGCUCGCCUCCCAGAGUCUCGCCGCACCCAGGGCCGACGACGACCAACAGGAACUGGAAAAAUCGGACUCGCCAGAAGGAACAAAAAGGGCGGCGCAUGAGAAGGCGUUGCCCCACAAUGCAGAGGAGACCAAAUCGGAGGACUCCAAAACCACUUUUACUCCGCCCACCAAAGAAAUAUCCCAUGAGCCUUUGGAGGAGACUACCGAGGAGCCCCCUGUAGAGGAGAAGCCUAUGGAAGUAGCACCUGUGGAAAGGACACCUUCGGAUUUGAAACAGGCUGUUGAGGAGAAUGUUCUGGAACCUAUGCAGGAGGAGCAGGGUGCAGUUGCAGAAAAGGAGGUUGUGCAGAAGUUGCAGAAGGAGUUAGAGGAUGAGGGGGAGGAUUUGCCUCCAAUUGUGUUAGAUGAGGGGGAGGUGUUGCCUUCAAAUAUAUUGCCUGUUGAAGAGGAUACAAUCAGAGAAAAGGAGCUUAGUCCCAUGGCUGAACUUCCUGAAUGGAAGAGCACGGUAGACAUGGAUACCACGGUAGAAAUGGAUACUACCCCUGCCAGCGACUGCAGCUUCUCGGACUUCGGCUCUCCGAGGGGAGAGAGCAGAGCCCCUAAGGCCUCCCCUGGAAUGUCUCCCGAACUCUCGUUUAGGCUGGCCCCGUCCCCCUUCUCUACAGAGGCCUCCCCUAGGAAAGCCAGCCCACCCCAGGUUCAGGUCCAAAUCCAGGCCCAGGCUUCAUCUCAGGUCCAGCCUUAUCCUGGAUACAGUGCUAGUGUGCCUCCCACCAACACAACCUUUAUUCCCCUCACCCCCAAGAUUGGAAUGGGGAAGCCUGCCAUCUCCAAGAGGAAGUUCUCCCCAGGGAAGCCAAGGGUGAAGCAGGGAGCAUGGAGUAACCGUAGGGCUGCGAGCCCCCCCUCUUGGUCCCAGCAGGACCCCUCGGAGGGGGGGUGGGAUGGCCCACAAACCAGGCAGCUGCAAGAGGCACCCGUCUGGAGCAUGAGAGUGGGUCGUGGUUCAACCUUCCCUGGAAGGCGGAGACCCCGGGGGGCCAACCUGUCUGGGCGCGGGGGCCGCGGACGCUCCCGAGGACUCAAGGCCUACACCAGCUUUGCCGUAACACCUGGGGCCAGUUUUGUGGAGCAGCCGUACCUGGUGGUGGAGGAGAACACAAUGCAUAACACUGUGGUCAUGUUCUCAACCUCGGACCACUUCACACUCAGACAGGACAUGUGUGUGGUGUGUGGGAGUUUUGGCCAGGGGGCCGAGGGCAGAUUGCUGGCCUGCUCUCAGUGUGGCCAGUGUUACCAUCCCUUCUGUGUCAACAUCAAGAUCACCCGGGUGGUGCUGAGUAAAGGAUGGCGCUGUCUGGAGUGCACAGUGUGCGAGGCGUGCGGCCAGGCCAGCGACCCGGGCCGCCUGCUGCUAUGUGACGACUGUGACAUCAGCUACCACACCUACUGCUUGGACCCGCCCCUACAGACAGUGCCCAAGGGCAGCUGGAAGUGCAAGUGGUGUGUCUCCUGUACCCAGUGCGGUGCCACCUCCCCUGGCCUGAGGUGUGACUGGCAGAACCACUACACCCUGUGUGGCCCCUGUGGCAGCCUGACAUCCUGCCCGGUGUGCAUGCACAGCUACCGUGAGGACGAGCUCAUCGUGCAGUGCCGCCAGUGUGACAGGUGGGUCCACGCAUGUUGCCAGGGCCUGAACACGGAUGAGGAGGUGGAGAAUGCAGCGGAUGAUGGCUUUGACUGCACCAUGUGUCGAUUGCACGCUCUGCCUUCACAGGGCAAAAUGAAAGCCCUCCUGUCUGAUGGCUGCGAGGCCCCGAUGGUGACCCAGAUGGUGACUAAAAUAAGAGAGCAAGCCAAUCAGAAGACAUACACCCAGGAUGGGGUGUGUCUGACAGAGUCGGGCAUGUGCCAGCUGCAGAGCCUGGUGGUGCCCUCUUCGUCGACCCGCCGAGGACAGAACAGGCGACCCAAACCCAAGCUCAAGCUGAAGAUCAUAAAUCAGAACAGUGUAGCUGUGCUCCAGACUCCACUGGACCCCCACUACUUAGAGCUGUCCCAGGACGGGUACAUGGACAACAAUCGAGGGGACCUCAUGAUGUACUGUGACGUUAAGUCUGAGUCCAGCCCGGAACGGGAGCCCGUCGACGACGACGCCAAGGGUGCCGAAGACACCGACGGCAACAAGAAGAGGAAGAGGAAACCGUACCGGCCCGGUAUUGGAGGGUUUAUGGUCCGCCAGAGAAGCAGGACGGGACAAGGAAUAGCCAAACGAUCCCUAUCCAGGAAAGACUCGACGUGGUCGUUACCUGAGAACCCAAUGUGCAAAGAGGAGGGGUGGAACGAGACAGAGAGUACUCCAGUGGAGGAGACCCCACCGGUGCCUGAAUGUCAGGAGAAAGUCAAGAAAAGAUACCGCAAAAAGAAAACCAAACUGGAAGAGGAGUUUCCUUCAUACCUGCAGGAGGCCUUCUUCGGGAAGGGGCUGCUGGACAAGAGCAAGCAGAGCAGGCAGGCAGGCCUGGUGACCACGGGGCUCUGUGAGGAGCUGCUGGACAAGUGCAAGCAGAGCAGUCAGGCAGGCCUGGUGACCACGGGGCUCUGUGAGGAGAGCCCAGGGGCCCAUGCAGAGACCAUAAUCCCCAGCGCCAGCUUCCUGGAUCCCUUGUCGGACCCGCUGCUCAGUGCUACCUCCACCACCACACCCAUCUACAGCAAAGCAGGACUGCCCAAUACCGAGGAUCCCUUAGUGGACCUUUCGGAAGUCCUGAGCACGGAUGCAGAUCUCCUGGGAAUGCUGUCGGAUGAUCUGGUGAAGUCGGGGCACAACUCAGGUCUUGAUUUAUGCCCUUUCCAAGUCGACUGCUCUUCCUCUCCGUUUGCUGGUCUGGACAUGGACCCCAUACCUGAUGAUCCCACUGGGCCCUGUCAGGGUUCGGCAGGCCAGGGGUCCAGGGCUCUACAGGAGGAGCCUCUGGACGUCAUCCUGAGUCCAGAACUGGACAAGAUGGUCGCAGAUGGUGCAAUUCUCAGUAAGCUCUACAAAAUCCCAGAGCUGGAGGGUAAAGACGUGGAGGACCUCUUCACAGCGGUCCUGAGUCCCAGCACCAGCCAGCCUCCACAGCUGCCUCACCCCCAACCGGCCCACCCUGGGCCCAAUGUACCUAGAGCCGUGGCCAUUCCAAACCCAGGCGACCAUGGGAUGUUUCCCCGCAUGCCAAUGAUAAACGGCAUGAUGGGGCCCAACCCCCACUUUCCUCCAACUCCCAUGAUGCCCGGCAGCACAGGCCAAUGUGGCCUGGGAAACUUCUCGCCCAUUCACAGAAUGCCUUUCCCAGACAAGAUUAGGGACAAGAAGUUUAGCCAGAUGGGGGGUGAUGUGGUUGGUUCGUGGAGCGCCCCCAGCUCUGUCCCCGUCCCUGGCCCUGUUCCCCCUCCAGAGGGAGAGACAGACACCAUGUCCAACGCCCAGAGGAGCACGCUCAAGUGGGAGAAGGAGGAGACUCUGGGCGAGAUGGCCACCGUGGCGCCAGUCCUCUACACCAAUGUCAACUUCCCCAACCUCCUAGAGGAGUUCCCAGACUGGGCUAUGAGAGUGAAACAAAUCGCAAAGUUAUGGAGGAAAGCCAGUUCCCAGGACAGGGCCCCAUAUGUGCAAAAAGCACGGGAUAACCGGGCGGCCCUGCGCAUAAACAAAGUUCAGAUGUCAAAUGAUACGCUGAAGAGACACCAGCAUCCUCAGCAGCAGCAGCCGCUGUUGACUGACACCUUUGACCCCAAUAGUAUCCCCUUGGACACUGAGCUGCUCUUCAAAGACUCUCUCAAGCCCAAGGAGUCUGAACACGAGCAGGAGUGGAAGUUCAGACAGGGAGAGUUAAAUCAGAUGUGGGGACCCCUUAAGAAGCAGCAGGAAAAGGUCCCAAAAAGCAAAGCCAUAAAAUCAACAAAUAAAGACGUCCUUUUUGGACAUUCCAACCAGGCAACUAUAGCUGCAGGAGGUGGAAAAAAUUCUCUGCAAAUGAGACAAAAGAGCAAGCAGCAGGCGAAGAUUGAAGCCACUCAAAAGCUGGAGCAGGUUAAAAAUGAGCAGCUCCAGCAACAACAACAACAACAACAACAACAACAGCAGCUGUUUAGCAGUCAGGCAGGUGGAGAUACAACCCCUAAUAGUGGUAACCAGAGCCCCGUGACUCCUCAGCCCAGCAAUGGAGGAAAGUCUGGAAACUCGUCCCCACUGCAGCCAAUAGCGUCUAAGGAUGGCUUCGCUAGACCACAACUCCCGGGCACAUCCACCUCUGGGUCACAGGAUGACGUGUUCCUCAGACCCCAGCUCCCACCUCCGUCCUCGAGGACACCCACCCAGGAGACCUCGUACCCUCAGCAGGGACCAUCCUCCCAGCCCCAGUCACCACAUAUGUUUUCCCCGGAUUCCUCCUCAGGCUCCCGGCCGUCCUCGCCCUGGGACCCAUACGCCAAAAUGGUGGGCACCCCGAGACCGCCCCCUGGGGGUGGUGGAUCCACCACGCCCCGGCAGAACUCUCUGUCGGAGAUGCAGGAAAGGGGAGGGAGGCCUUCCCCGGCCCACGAGUCGUUUGUCUUGCCCAAGUCUGGUAAUGCUGACCCCUAUGCUAAGAUGCCAGACACCCCCAGGCCCCCCGACCCCUUUGUUAAACCCAUGGGACCCGCCAAGGUGGGCCCUUCAGGACUGGUUGAGCAGCAGCAACACCAGCAGGUCAGGCACAACAUGAUGAGCCCUCCUUCUGGAGGAGAGACUUUUUCCAGGAUGGGCGGACACCGAGCCGAGGUCUACCAGCGCAUGUCUCACAACCGCAUGAUCCUCUCGGACCCCUACUCCAGGCCCUUGCUCACUCCCAUCCCUGGCAGCAACGAGUCAGGAUCUGUCCCGGUGUUCAAAGCCCCCAUGCCUCCCCAGCAGUCCCAGCAAGAGCCCUAUGGUGGCCCUAUGCCUGGGGGACUUAAACGAGGGCCAUCUGAUGGCUUUCCCCAAGGACUACAGGCCGACCCUUACGCCCAGCAGCCUCUCACCCCCCGGCCACCCAUGGGGGAAGGGUUCCCCAACGAGCCCAAGAUGAUGCGCCAAACCCAGGAGGGCCAUUUCUCUCAACCCAUGCCAAUGAUUAGACACCCUCACAGAAACCCGUAUGCACAAGUGCCAUCUACCCCGAGACCGGAUUAUUCACAGCAGAUGUCUGACCCUUUCGCCCAACCACCAGGCACCCCCAGACCUCACUCUGAUAGCUAUGCUCAACCUCCCGGCACCCCAAGGCCACACUCGGAUCCCUCAUACCUGCAGACGCCGCCUAGCCUUCGUCUAGACCAGUUCCCCCAGCAGCACCCACCCAAUCACAGACCGUCUCCAUCUCACUCCAUGGAUCCUUAUGCUUCCAUGCCAGGUACCCCCAGACCAGCCCCAGGGGAUAGGUUUCCCAAAUCCCCCGGUAGUCAAAGGAACAUGGACCCGUAUGCCCAACAACCCGGAACACCAAGACCGCUCCUCGCUGACCCUUACGCACAAGCUCCAGGGACGCCGCGGCCAGAAGCAGGCCCUGAUGCCUUCAAUCGACUAUGCUCCAGACCGACACCCAUGUCCCAGCUCCCAGCUGACCCAUUCUCCCACCAGUCUCCGGGCAGGGUGCAGGACGGGUUUGCCUGUACAAGCGCCCAGGGAUCUCAGACAGCUAAGCACCCGGGAAUGUCGGACGAAAGUUUCUCUCUGCCGCAGUCGAAUCAUCACGGUGGUCAAACGCAGAUUCACGAUCCCUUUGAACUGGGUCCAAUGACACCUUAUGCCCAAACUUCGGAAAGGCAGGCCCAUGAUAUCCCUCAGUCUAGCAGCAACACCGUUGACACUCAGAACAGCAUGCUACCACACCUGGGAGACACUGAGGAGAAGCUCAGACAGCGCCAGAGACUGCGCCAGCAGAUCCUUAGGCAGCAGCAACAGAAGUCUGCCAUCCGGCAAGAGAAAGGACUACUACAGGAAACUGUUGCAGCCCCCAGCCCGGGGACGCCCCGCCACUGGUCACAUGAAGAUCCCGCCCCACAGAAUGACAUGUUCGGCAGACCACCACCACCUUACCCAGGACCCAUGAGAGGAGGUCAGAGGUUCCCUGGUACCUUUCUAGGGGACCAGCGAGAACACUUCCCCAAUGAGGGCCAGUAUGCCAGACCCCACUUCCCCAGGGACAUGGGCAACAUGGGCAUGAGGCCACAAGAAAUGAGGUUUGGAUUCCCUCCCAGUGCUCAAGGAUCCCUUCAACCAGGCCAGGAGCAACACUUCCUCAGGCCCCUUAACCAGAUGCCCGGCGGGCCCAUGGUCGACAAUGUUCCACCCCAGAUGAGAAUGUCCCACUCGGUGGACUUUUCCAGGGGGGUCAUGGGGGGCAACACUCAGAUGGGGCUCCCCCAGCCCUUCCCCCCACAGGGCCUUCCUGUCCAGCAGCACAACAUCAUGGGUCAGCCGUUCAUCGAGCUCCGUCACAGGGCCCCUCAGAACAGGAUGAGGAUGCCCUUUGGGCAUGGACCUCCCAAUGUCAUGGACCCCUCCAACCAGCCCCAGAUACCACCCCAGGGCUUCAUGGAAGGCCAGGAGAUGGGCUUCGCUGGGAACCAGUUAUCCAGAAUGAUGGACCCCAUGAUGGACAGACCUUCCCAGGGAUCGGUCGUUCACACACACAUGUCGGCUAGUAUGGAGAACCUGCACCAGCAGCAGACUGAAGUCCCGAUGACCAUAGGGCAGCGACAGCAUCCUUCACUGAAUAGGUCCCUCAGCCACCCUGUCACUGGUGAGCCACUCAAUGCAGCGCCAUCUAGUAUGCUCUUGCCUGGGUCUAGCACCGGUCAAACGGAGGAGACUCAGAUACCCAGUGGAGAUGGAAUUGAGGAACACUUGGACGCUGAAGACUCCGCAGUAAAGGACCUUGAAGAUGUGGAGGUCAAAGACCUGGUCGAUCUGAACCUGAACCUGGACCCGGAUGAUGGCAAAGACCUUGAACUGGGACCCAAUGACCUGCACCUCGACGACUUCCUCAUGUCAGGGAAGUUUGACCUCAUCGCCUACACGGACCCCGAGCUCAACCUGGAUGACAAGAAAGACAUGUUCAGUGAAGAAGAUCUGGACCUGGGCGACCCUAUGGAGGACCACCAACAGGGUGAGACCUCAGACCUCCAGAAAGCCUUGUCAGAGAAGAGGAAAGGCAGCGUGGAUGGCGCAGCCACCUCGUCCCGAUCCGGGGGGAAAUCUGACAAACCGGAGGCCAAUCAAGCGAAAGAGACCUUGGACAUGUUUAAAACCGAGGAUACAAUCAAAACGGAGGUCAAAGAUGAACACGUGCAACACCAGGACCAGUCUCUCUGCAGUGGCCCGAUGAAUGACAACAGAACCAUGACAAACCAAGAGGGUGCAGGGCUGUAUGAGCAGCCUGGACGGACUGACUCCGGCUCAACUCCGGUCCUCUCCUGCCUUCUGAUCAAAGAAAAACUGGAAAACACUGGGUUUGGCCCAAACUGCUCUCCUCACCAAGGGGACAUGGCUGCCCAGGCCACCGGGCUACACCCAAGCACCGGCAUGCUGAUGCUACCUAGGCAACACGCCCAAGACAACAACAGGCUCAAUCCCAGCGUGGCUAUGGGACAUCGGGUGAGCCCCACGUUGGUUCAGAGCAGACUUUCAAUGGGAAACCUCAUCUCAGGGGGCAACCACAGCUUCGGGUCCUCAGCCAACCAACAGGUGGAGCUCAACCUAGCCAUGGUUGGAGCCGGUCAGCAGCCCACUGCCCACGGCCUGAACCCCCAGGGCCAGCAGGGCAUGUUCCCCCAACAGCAGGGCCCCUCGCUGGGGCAGGCCGGCCCACAGAACAGGCCUCUGCUGCUGGAAGAGCAACCCCUCCUCCUACAGGACCUGCUGGACCAGGAGAGGCAGGAGCAGCAGCAACAGAGGCAAAUGCAGGCCAUGAUCCGACAGCGCUCCAGCGACUCCUUCUUCCCCAAUAUGGACUUUGAUGCCAUCACGGACCCGAUCAUGAAGGCCAAGAUGGUAGCUCUGAAGGGAAUCAAUAAAGUCAUGGCUCAAAACAGCAUGGGAAUGCCCCCAAUAGUCAUUAACAGAAUUCAGCAGACGCCAGGAGCACAUGGACCAGAUGCUGCCGCCACUCUGCCUCAACAUGUGCUUGGACAGGACGGGAAGUUGGCUCCACAGAUGGCGAGACCAAACCCCCCAAAUUUUGGACCUGGAUUUGUCAACGACAGCCAGAGGAAGCAGUAUGAAGAGUGGCUCCAGGAGACCCAGCAGCUGCUCCAGAUGCAGCAGAAGUUUCUAGAAGAUCAGAUUGGGGCCCACAGGAAGUCCAAGAAGGCCCUGUCGGCCAAACAGCGGACCGCCAAGAAGGCGGGCCGGGAGUUCCCUGAGGAGGACAUCGAGCAGCUGAAGCAUGUGACCGAGCAGCAGAGUGUGGUGCAGAAGCAGUUGGAGCAGAUUCGGAAACAGCAGAAAGACCAUGCAGAGCUGAUAGAGGAGUACCGUGUCAAGCAGCAGCAGCAACAGCAACGGCCAAGUCUCCAGGCUCCUAUGAUGCCAGGGAUGCCACCCAUGCCUGUGAUGCCUACUCAAGCUGCCACUAUGAUGCCUGGAGCGCCCCCUAUGGGCCAGCCCAUGAUGGGGCCCAUGAUGCCAAUGCAGCCCCACCCCAGCCAACAUAACCCUGCCCGCAUUCCCAACAUGCCAGGCUGGCACCCAGGGGGAGCCCAAGGACUGAUGGGAGGCCCAGGUCCAAGAAUUCCAGCUCACAUGCCCCCACAGAUGCCCCAUGCCAGCCCUGCCCAGUUGCCACCGCCCCAGUUACCACCCCAAGCCCAACUACCACCACAGCCCCCACCCUCAAUGGUGCCUGGCGCAAAAGCUACACCAACGGGAAACGGAACAGGUGCCCAGGGAGCCAGCGGUGGAAGUGGUGGCAACAGCCUCGCUGUGAAAUUUGACGACAACAACCCAUUCAGUGAGGGCUUCCAGGAGCGCGAGAGGCGGGACCGCCUGAGGGAGCAGCAGGAGAGACAGCGGGUCCAGCUUAUGCAGGAGGUGGAGAGGCACCGGGCCAUGCAGCAGCGGCUGGAGAUGGAGCAGCAACGCCUGGGUCUGGGGCCUACUGGGCUCCCAUCCGGCUCUGGAGCUACAAACCCCGGAGGGGAUAGCCUGGCCCACAUGCCAUUCUACAGUACUGAUCUGCCCCAAGACUUCAUGCAACCCUCUAGGCCUCAACAACAGCAGGGGCAGCUAGGGCCCAUGUUCCCCGAGCAGAGCAACAUGCAGCCAAGCUUCACCACCACUGGCGGGCCACUCCCAGGUCAGGGCUUCAUGCCUGAUGGUGAGCGCAGGUCCAUGCCUGGGAACAGGGUAUUUGGUAGUCCCGAGAUGGGUCCCAAUUUCCAGUCCAAAAUCCCCAUGCUACAGGGGCUUAACUACCCUCCUGGACAGCCCCGUCCCGCUGGGUUCAGAGGCCGUGGGAUGAUGCCUCAGGUUGGGGGCGAGGGACAUGGACCCCCGUUCGGAAUGGACUCAUCCACCCCCCUACCUCCCAACUACCCCGGCUCAGGCCAGUCCUUGAUCCAGCUCUACUCCAACAUCAUCCCAGAGGAGAAGGCCAAGAAGAAGAGGAACAGGAAGAAGAAGAGAGACUCUGUCGACGACGCAGACUCAGUCAAGACCCCAUCCACUCCCCACUCAGACCUCUGCGCCCCACUGACUCCCUCCCACGUGUCUGACACCUCAUCCACCCCCACCCGGAGCCUCAGCAUUCCUGGAGAGCAGGAUCUGUCUGAUCUUUUCCUCCCUGUGGGGUCCUCGGGUUUGGCCCCCUCCUCAGAACUGGAGAGGCAGCUCUCGGGCAGCAGCUUAGCCCAGGGUGGGCUCUCCAACAUGGGCUCGGAGAAUGACCGGGCCUCCCUGUUUGACGAAACCCUCCAAAUCAAGCUGGAGAGGAUAGAGACUGAGUGCAGAGGGGCCGUGGCAGCCAACGAAGGGUCUGUCUUGCGGCACGGUCCCCGAGCCGGGGGGAUAGUGAAGGAGGAGGAGGGAAGCGAGGGUGGACUCUCUUCGCCACUCCAUGGCACCAAAGGGGGUGACACAGGGAAUGAGCUGCUUAAGCACCUGCUGAAGAACAAGAGUACGCCCCCGCCAGGUGCCAGUGCCAACCAGACCCCUCCCACACAGCAGAUGUCCUGCAACAGCCUUAGCUCAGAGCAGGAGGCCUCGGCAGACCUCAAAGCCACCGCCAGGCCGGCCUCCACCACCAACAACAUGACUCCCCCACACAGUCAGCUGACAGGAAGCACAGAGCUUCUAGAACCCUCGGUUCCGGCACAGGGCAAAAGGAAGCAGCAACGCAACAAACGGACGCCCAAAAACGGGGCAGAGAAACCGCCGUCACGCUACAAGAGGAGGAAGAAGGAGGAAGAGGAGAGGCAGAUCGGUUAUUCCAGUACUGACAGUCUGACCCAGCUCAAACGGCAGCUCUCUCUGCUGCCCCUGAUGGAGCCCCUAAUGGGGGUCAACUUUGCCCACUUCCCACCGUUCGGCAGCGGGCAGGUCAACGGGGAGAACAGGCUGUCGGGCUCCUUCGGCAGCGCCUCUCUGGACGGCGUGUCAGACUACUAUUCACAGCUCAUCUACAAGCAGAACAACUUGAGCAACCCACCUACCCCUCCUGCAUCACUCCCACCCACGCCACCUCCCAUGGCGAGGCAGAAGAUGGUCAACGGGUUCGUCACGGCCGAGGACCUCGCCAGGAAAGCUGCUGUCUUGGGCGGCCAUGAUGUGAUCAAAGGACUGGGAGCCAAGCAGCUGCCUACAGCGUUCCGGACAGAGGAAGACCUCAUGGCCCAUGACAUCACCCAGGGGCCCAAGACAGUGGACGUUCCCGCCUCGCUCCCCACACCACCCCAUAACAACCAGGAGGAACUCAGGGGCCAGGACCACUGUGUAGACAGGGACACCCCCGACGGCUUUGUCCCCUCCUCAUCCCCCGAGAGCGUAGUCGGCAUGGAGAUCAGCCGCUACCCCGACCUGUCAAAGGUCAAGGAGGAGCCCACCUCGCCUUGCUCCUCUCCCGUCAUACCCAUGCUGCCUAGCGCCAGCGGGAAAGGAACUGAGAUAAAGCAAGAGGUCAAAACUGAACCCUCAAGCUCCUUCUUCGGGUCCCAGUUUGGACAGCCUCCAUCCUGCGCCAAAGCUGGCCUGGUAUCCAUAGAAAUCACCUUGAAUCCGGUCUCAGCGGAGAACAUCCCUGGCGUUGUGGCUGCGGUGGCAGAUCUACUGCGUGUGACCAUCCCCGGCAGCUACGAGGUGAGCCGCAGCCCAGAGCGCAGCUCCCUGGCCUUACUGGCUGGACUCAAGGUGCCUCAGACCCAGGGAAUGGACCCCCUUCACGUAUCCAUGUUUCCCCAGCACCAGCAGCCCCCCACCAUGAGGUCCCUGAGACCCCCCGGAUCACCCAACCAUCCCAGAAUUAGCCAGCCAUUUCAGCCCAUUGGCCCGCCCACCAGCGCAGGUUCAGCUGCCAGGGGGGAGGGGCCUAAACCCCAGUGGUGCUGCCACUGCAAGGUGGUGGUUCUGGGAAACGGAGUGCGCAAGUCCACCAAAGACCUAGCCUGCAGCAAACGGGAGAGACCGAGCCAGGUCUUCUGCAGCCGCAACUGUUUUGUCCUCCACACCGCAGCCACACAGUCCAAAGCCACAGACAGUAAGCCAAACAUGUCUCCUCUCUUGGCUGAGUCGUCGGUCAAAGAGAGCCCGUCUAAGGUGCUUCACCAGUAUAGCAACAACAUGUCCACACUGGACGUCCGCUGCCUGGCAAAGCUGCAGCCCAAACAGUCUGCCCCCUCCAGCCCCCCUCCCAUCUCCUUCCCCACAGAGAAACCUAAGCCGGACACCCUCAAGAUGACGGUCAAGCUCAAGCCAAGGCCCCGAGCAGUCCACUCUGCCAGCGGGGGUGGUGAUGACAUGUCGCCCCGCCACCACAAGCGCUGGAAGGGCCUGCGCUGGCGCAAGUGGAAUGUACACGUCAUGUUUCCCACUAGAGGCAGCCUGCUGUCCUCUCUGCCCGGUGAGGAUGAGGUGGAUGAGCUGCUGAGGAAGCUGGGUGCCUCUCUGCGUCCCGAUCCCCUCCCCCGGGACCUGCGGCGUUGCUGCUUUUGCCACGAGGAGGGCGAUGGCAUGACAGACGGGCCCGCACGCCUCCUCAACCUGGACCUGGACCUGUGGGUACACCUGAAUUGCGCCCUGUGGUCAUCUGAGGUGUAUGAGACGCAGGCAGGUGCCCUGAUCAACGUGGAGCUGGCACUGCGGAGGGGCAUGGCGGUGCACUGCACCUACUGCCAGCAGACAGGCGCCACCAGUGGCUGCCACCGGCUGCGCUGCGGCAACGCCUACCACUUCACAUGCGCGCUCAAGGCCCAGUGCACCUUCUUCAAGGACAAGACAAUGCUGUGUCAACUGCACCGGCCCCGUGGCGAUGGGAGAGGAGGCGACAGGGCCGUGGCGCCCGCCACUACCCACCACGACCAGGAGCUGCGAUGCUUCACAGUGUUCCGCCGCGUCUAUGUGCAGCGCGACGAGGCGCGGCAGAUGGCCAGCAUCGUGCAGCGUGGCGAGCGCCGGCACACGUUCCGCGUGGGAAGCCUGGUGUUCCACACCGUGGGUCAGCUGCUGCCCCAGCAGAUGGCUGCCUUCCACUCAGCGAACGCCAUCUUCCCCGUGGGCUACCGGGCCAGCCGCAUCUACUGGAGCACACGCCAAGGCAACCACCGAUGCCGCUACCUGUGCUCGGUGGAGGAGAACGAGGGCCAGCCGGAGUUUGUGGUGCGGGUGAUAGAGCAAGGCUACGAUGACCUGGUGCUCACCGGCGCCUCACCCAAAGGUGUAUGGGACAAGAUUCUAGAGCCUGUGGCUGACCGGCGUAACGAAUCAGGAACUCUGAAACUGUUCCCCGUCUACUUGAAGGGAGAGGACCUGUUUGGAUUCACCGUCACCGCCGUCACCAGGAUCGUAGAAUCGCUCCCCGGAGUGGAAGCCUGUGACAGAUAUACUUUCCGGUUCGGACGCAACCCUCUCAUGGAGCUCCCCUUGGCCAUAAACCCAACUGGCAGUGCCCGCUCAGAACCCAAGGCCUGCAGCCAUGUCAAGAGGUUGGUGUUAAGACCUCACACUUUGUCCAGCACCGGUAUCGUCUCCUCUAAGUCCAUGCAGACGGUUGGCAGCGUGGGUGUGGUGGAAGCACCGGAAGAGGUGAUCCCCAAGCAGUUUGCAUCCGUCCCCUUCCAGUACCGACGCAUGAAAGCUGAGUGGAAGAGCAACGUGUACCUGGCGCGCUCCCGCAUUCAGGGGUUGGGUCUGUACGCCGCCAGGGACAUUGAGUCCCACACCAUGGUGAUUGAGUACAUUGGUACCCUCAUUCGCAACGAGGUGGCCAACCGGAUGGAGAAGAUGUACGAAUCCCAGAACCGUGGAGUCUACAUGUUCCGUCUGGACAGUGAGCAUGUUGUCGAUGCCACCAUCACUGGCGGACCAGCAAGAUACAUCAACCACUCCUGCGCCCCCAACUGCAUCGCCGAGACCGUGAGCUUGGAGAGAGGCGACAAGAUCGUCAUCAGCUCUUGCCGCAAUAUCCAGAGAGGAGAAGAGCUGUGCUACGACUACAAAUUUGACCUGGAGGACGACCAGCAUAAGAUCCCGUGUCACUGUGGUGCGGUUAAUUGCCGGAAAUGGAUGAACUAGAACAGAAAGAAUUGGGGCAAAAUACAGGCUACAACACUUCCAAAUGAUGGCGCAUUCCUUAUCUUUUUAUAUGCUUGUUGGUUCAUCAGCUGAAAAACAUUGUAUUACUUAAACAAAGACAACUUAUCAGGGCAAGACACUGACCGCAGAACUGUUAGAGAAGACUAAAGAGGGAAGGGGCAUCGCAGGCACGAAGACAAUUCUUUUUGAGGCUGAGAACCGAGUCUUUCACUUAUAUAAAUGGAUUAAGGGGAGGGUGUUUUGGGGUAGAAUUCACCAGUUGACCAGGAGAGUUUUGUGCUGGCCACCGCCUUAUUUAGUUAGAGGCAGGUCCUCUGGAUUAUGAAAUAUAUACAAAUAUAUAUAUAUAUAUACAUAUAGUUACAGAAAUGUAGACACCACUGAACAAGGAAUGUACAGAGAAGACUUCCUUAGGGACAAAGCUAAGGGAUUAUUAACUUGCACUAAAACAAAUUUAGUCGAACAUACUUGAUUCCAUGAGUCAGUUUUUUUCCUUUUAUGUAAAAUACGAGAAUUUUUGUAUUUAUUAUCGAAUCGCCGGCAAACUGCUGCCCAGGUUUUCAGUCUGAUCAGAACGUGUUACUUUAUACAAAGUGUAAAUAGUCAAUUAAGUAAACAAUUGACCAAAUGCUACCAUGGCUGUUUGGGUGAAUUACAUUUUUUUUUGACAAAAGUAUUUAAGAAGGAUGUCAUAUCAUUCUAAGAGUUUAUGUGCUGUAUAAAACUGUACAGAAUGUGUAAAAAAAAAAAAUCUAGAGUAUUUUUGUUGUAUUUAGAAUUAAGUUGCGUUGUCAAAUUCUGACCACUUGAAGAAUAUGCUUUGCGUUUAAUUUUCCUUAGAUCAAUUUCUGUUUGCAUUGACACGCGCAAUCAAAGAAUUGCAGAGAGCACCAAUCACAUCGAGACGACUGAAAUCCUAACCCUAGUUAAUCUGAUGUGAAUGUAGAAUUAGAGAGAACUGUGAAUUUAAGGUUGAAAGCCACCCAUACCAUCAGUUUGCUUCUUUAACUGUAUGUGUACAGCAGUCACUCUGAGAUUCACCUCAUGCAGAUAAUGCUGUGCUUGGGGGGGGGGAAUAUUUUUUCUUACCAGUUGCAGGAGACUCAAUUAUUUACUUUUCACAUAAAAUGAUUUCUGUUUUUUGUUUACAUUUCUUAAACAUUCUGUUUAGUGCUGGCUAGUUGAGAAAAAAAUAUGCUACUGUAUGAUGUUUUUGAUUUCUUUACACUCAAUCACGAAAAUUGGAAUCUGGUACUAGCAUUUCGUUGACCAGUUUGAAAUGAAGUUUUCAUUUGUGUGCACAAAAGUUGGUAUAUUCAGUCUCGUUGUAAUAAACAGUACAUGGCAUGAUGUCUUUUUAAACUUUCAGAAGAAUCAAUUGUAUAUAAUUUUCCAUAAUGGUUAAUGAAAUUUGUUUCUCGGAUAUUUUCUCCUCUUGUACAAUAUUCAGACCUCUUUAAUAGUGUCUCUUUUCUUUGCCUGUAUAGUAAUGUCUAAAAAGCCUUUUUGAAGUAUACAGCGUGUGAUGGGGUUUGGAAUCAGAUUUAGGAUCAUUUACAAAAAAUAAAAUAUUUUACAUCUUAAA
Molecule: messenger RNA, 19495 nt
Organism: Salvelinus fontinalis (brook trout)
Lineage: Eukaryota; Metazoa; Chordata; Actinopteri; Salmoniformes; Salmonidae
Gene: kmt2ca
Product: lysine (K)-specific methyltransferase 2Ca
Exons: 61
Coding region: 877-17889 (5670 amino acids)
Biological process (GO): positive regulation of transcription by RNA polymerase II
Cellular component (GO): nucleus; MLL3/4 complex
Molecular function (GO): histone binding; transcription coactivator activity; histone H3K4 methyltransferase activity
Source: RefSeq, a predicted model, not a curated record